AUGCCGUUCAAAAAACACCUUUCAUCAAUACUGAAACGCCAUAAAGGCGCCACGGAGACGCCCACCAGUCAGCUAGAACAGAACCCCGCAAGCAACAGCAAUGCAAUUUUGUCGCCAACGUCUUCCAAUGGCCAUCAAACUACUUCAAGUGGCUCUCAGAUCAACCCAAGUCACUCCCAUACCCACUCUAGCCCGCCGAUAUCGGGAACAGGCCAGCGCAACCUGUGGCAUGAGGCCUUUGACAAAUUACCUCCGAACUUCAAGCAUGAACUUGAAAUCCGGGGAAUGAAUCAGCAAAUCGAUAAUCCAGUUAAAGAGUUUCAAAAGGAGGCAGAAAAAGUGCGAGAAAAAGGUCAGGAGAGAGAAUGGAAAGUCCAGAUAGGAAGCCAUGAGCUUCCAGUCAGACAAACGGCUGUUCAGAUCUUGAAUUGGGCAAAUAAGGUCGGGGACAUUGCCAUCCAGUUUUCGCCGUCCCCUGGUGCCGGGGUGUGGGCUGUCGCAAAAUUUGUUCUUAGUGGGCUCGAUACCUUCAAUACCGAGAAGGCCGCGCUUCUUUCUGUUAUUGAAAAGGUGGCGGAGGCCAUAUUCUGCGGUGAGCUCUACUGCGGAAUAUACACGCUCGAACGCACCGGAAGAGCGGACGUCGUAACAAAGCUUCAUGAUACACUGGUGGACCUAUAUGUCUGCGUGAUGGAACUUUUGGUCAAAUCAUUGGAUCUUUCGUCCAAUACCGCAGUGCAAUUCUGCCGAGCUAUCUUCGAUCCCAAGAAACCAUCCGAAAUGCUGACGAGUUUGGAAGGGAAGGAGAAUGCUGUCCAAGCAGCAGCGGAAAGAUGUGAGAUCACGGCACAUGCCUUCUGGGAUGAAACUUGGAAAGUAUACCUUCAGGAAGCCCAAAGAUCAUUGGACCAAGUUAUCCAGUGGAUCAAUGAGGAGGAACGACGGGAACUUCUGGAGUGGGUCUCUAAUAUUCAGCAUGGUCUCCAUCAUGAGCAGAUUGAAGAACGUCGAAGUCCUGAGACGGGUAAUUGGCUUUUUCAGCAUAAUGCAUUUCGGACGUGGUUUGACUCAACUUCAUCUAGUGUGUUGUGGCUUCAGGGAUCCCCUGGCACAGGAAAGACCUUUUUAACGUCAAGCGUAGUAAAAUAUGCAUUAGAAAAUAUAGAGUCCCAGAUGUAUGGGAUGGCGUAUUUCUUUUGCAACCACGCAGAGAAAAAUCGGCGUGAAGCCCUCCCUCUGCUUCAAAGCUUAGUUCGUCAGCUUGCUGCACCAAAAAUCACCACCCAUGCGGCUAGGAGAGGCCUUCGAGAAGCACGAAAACGGGCUACCGAUAAAGGGUCAGGUAUCGGUCUAUUAGAGUGCCGUCAUCAGCUCUUAGACUCUUUAAAUUCAUAUUCGGAGACCGUCAUUAUUCUUGAUGCCUUGGAUGAACUAGUUGACGAAGAACUUGUUUUAUUAACCAAAGAGCUCAACGAUAUAAUAUCCGAAACUCGAGACAGAAGCAGGGUCAAAUUUCUUGUCUCCAGCCGGCCUGAUGAAGAGAUUGGUGUGGCUUUCAGCUUGAGCCCAACUGUCACUAUCCAAGCAACCGAUAACCGAACUGAUAUUGAGAGAUUUGUGACCAUGGAGCUUAACAAAUUUGAAAAAAGUCACCCAAGAUCAGUCAUCAAUAUAAGAAAGGAAGAGAUAAUCAAGUCUAUCCUUGCCAAAUGUGAUAAUGUGUUCUUGUGGGCUGCUCUCCAAGUCAAGCAGAUAUUGAAAUGCAAAAUACUUGAAUCAGUCGACCAUACGCUGAAAAGCCUUCCGAAAGACUUGAGCGAAGCUUAUGAUCGGAUCUAUCAUAAGAUUCAAAGUGGUGUUUCCCCCGAGGCCGAGAUGGCUAACCGCACGUUCAGGUGGAUCAUGUCCGCACCUGACCCACUCACCAGCGAAGAGCUGCUCUCUGCCGUUCGCAUAAAUAUUGAUAACGAUGAAAUCAACUUGGUCAAUCCGGUUGAGCAAGAUACCUUGUUAUCCAUUUGCGAAAAUUUUCUGAUCGUUGAUUCCAAUGGUCAAUGGAGAUUUUUCCAUCUUUCCGUCCUCGAGUAUCUCCAGAGGAUGCCCGAGUUCAACCAACAAAAGCACCUUUAUUGUGCACAAGUCUAUUUUUUUUGUCUCAUGAGAACCUUUGCAAAUGCGGAAUCCACUUUCCUUCUAAACAACAUGGACCCGGCACCGUCUUCCGGGGACUUUGUGGAUCCACUAAAUGCCGCCAAUGGCUUCUCUCGGCACAUUCAGAGAAAUUGGCCAUACUACGCUUCUAAAUUGACUAAGAAUGAUUCCCCAUUCUUAACCUUGCAAAGUUUCCUUGGAUCGACCAAUAAAAGCAGCCCCUUUUUUAUGCGAUGGUCUAGUCACCUCUUCGACAAGGAAAAACUAGUCUCCUUUCGGUCCUUGAAGAUUCUGAGAUUGUGGGAAGACGACCUUGCACCUUUUGCGACUCCAAUCUUUGCCAUAGUGCACUUCUCAUUGCAUGAGAUCUUCUAUCAGUGUUGCGAAGAUAGUGACUUCGACCCUUUACAACCUAAUGAGAACGAAGAAGGCCUCUUUGAGAUAGCUGCUAGUGCUGACUGCGUACCGAUCUUGAGAACCCUCGUUUCAAAAUCUGCUUCAAUCGACCAGAAUUUAUUCGACAAAGCUCACGGGGCGGCAAUCUGCGUCGCCGCAAGGCUUCAAAGCUCAAAUGCACUUAGAUAUCUCGUGGGUGAAGUCAGCGCACACGUGAAACUGCUGCCCCGGGUUGAGGGCUAUGGCAGUGCGCUUGCUGCUGUUUGCUGUAGUUCCGAGAACCUUGACAUAGUAAGGUAUAUUUUGGGGCAAGGGGUAGAUGUAAAUCUUGCGCUUCAAGUCGGGGACUAUGGAAGUGCGCUUGCUGCCGCUUGUUCCAAUCCCGACAACCUGAAUACAGUAACAUACCUGGUAGACCAAGGGGCGGAUGUGAAUCUUCCGCUUGAAGUGCCCGGGGGUUAUGGCAGCGCUCUUGCUGCUGCUUGCUUCAAUGCCCACAAUCUUGACAUAGUAAGAUAUCUUGUGGAGCAAGGGGCAGAUGCGAAUAUUCCGCUUCAAAGUGGGACCUACGGCAGUGCGCUUGCUGCUGCUUCCUCCAUUCCCGAUAACUUGGCUAUAGUAAGAUAUCUUGUGGAGCAAGGAGUGGAUGUGAAUCUUCUGCUUCAAGCUGGGAUCUACGGUAGUGCGCUUGCUGCUGCCUGCCGCUGGUUUACCAAUUUGGAUACAGUAUCAUAUCUUGUCGAGCAGGGAGCGGAUGUCAAUCUUCCACUUCGUGUUGGAAACUAUGGCAGCGCGCUUGCUGCUGCUUCGUCCACUCCCAAUAAUUUGGAUAUUGUCAGAUAUCUUGUGGAGCAAGGGGCAGAUGUGAAUCUUUCACUUCAAGUUGGGCGCUAUGGUAGUGCGCUUGCUGCUGCUUCCCGCUGGUCUACGAGUCUUGACAUAGCAAAAUACCUUAUCGAACAGGGAGCGGAUGUGAAUCUUCCGCUUCAAUUUGGGAACUACAGUAGCGCGCUUGCUGCUGCCUCUUCCAAUACCGACAACUUGGGUAUGGUAAGAUAUCUUGUGGAGCAAGGGGCAGAUGCGGAUUAG
Penicillium longicatenatum is the source of this 3636-nucleotide messenger RNA. RefSeq lists its product as uncharacterized. NCBI's taxonomy places the organism in Eukaryota, Fungi, Ascomycota, Eurotiomycetes, Eurotiales, Aspergillaceae. The coding region runs from base 1 to 3636 and encodes 1211 amino acids. Gene Ontology annotation, molecular function: protein binding. The transcript is spliced from 4 exons. The record is from RefSeq and is a predicted model, not a curated record.